Lepisosteus oculatus (spotted gar) is the source of this 3714-nucleotide messenger RNA. Its product is annotated as solute carrier family 22 member 13. The record is from RefSeq and is a predicted model, not a curated record. NCBI's taxonomy places the organism in Eukaryota, Metazoa, Chordata, Actinopteri, Semionotiformes, Lepisosteidae. Gene Ontology annotation, molecular function: transmembrane transporter activity. Gene Ontology annotation, biological process: transmembrane transport.
UUAGAAAUGGAGUGCGCCUGACAGGCAGGCAGCUUGAGCUAUUAAUACCCACGAGUGAGGAGAGGCGAAUCUGUGUCUUUCGAGUAAUGGGUCCUUUACAGAAGAGCGUGUAUUGGCGGCUCAGUCUAAUAUUUGUUUUUACGGCAUUUAUGUUUUUUGUAGACGUUUUUACGGUACAUCAUUUUUCUUGUGCAAGUUUAAGGGAGUCUGGAAAUGUGAACUUUUUAGAUGAGUCACCAGAGAAGAACUUCUCAUACGACAUAUCCAACGAAAACAGGUCUCUCUCGAUCGCGUUUGCAGAAAGUUUUAACAGUUCAGAAUGUGGAGACAACAAACUUCGGGAGUACGGCCUAACAAUGUAUAUGAGUGGACUCCUGCUUGGUUCACUGUUUGGUGGUGCUCUCUCAGACAAAUAUGGAAAGAAAGUCCUCCUUGUGGGAUGCAGUACUAUACAGGCAAUCAUAGCAUUGAUGCCUGCAUUUAUACCCAAUGCCAUUUUCCAUCUAACUGCUCGUCUGAUUGGUGGAAUAAUGUGCUGUGGUAUAAACAUCGCUUCCUUUAGUUUGGGAGUUGAGUGGAGCUUGCCCAGAUACCACGUAUGGCCCCCCGCCUUGCUUUCCUUUUCCUUCAGCAUUGGGAUGAUGUUUCUGGCUCUGAUUGCAUAUCUUGCAUCAAACUGGCAACAGUUUUAUUUAGCCAUUGCAGUUCCACAGCUUCUUUGUAUCCCUCUUUACUUCUGUAUUCCAGAGUCACCGAGGUGGCUACUGAUGAAGAAAAGGUUCAGUACGCUAGAAGAGUACAGACAUGAAAGCAGAAAGGACCAGGAAAAUCUGGAUCUAAUUUUGGAGACUGUUGGAAUGAAAACCCAGCAACCCAUUGAACAAAAUAAUGCAAGUGAAAGAAUUUCUGAUUUUCAGCACUUCAAAUCGCAAACUAUAGUCCAGCGUCUUUGUAUCAUGAGUUUUAUAAGUUUGUCUUCUGCCCUUACAUACUAUGGAAUAUGUUUCAACGUGGGAAAUUUUGGUGUGAAUAUCUAUCUCGCCCAGUUUUUCUCAGGACUGACUGAAAUGCCGACUUUGCUGGUACCUUUACUGUUGGUAAGAUUUGGUCGUAGAACAUUCACCAUGAUUUCCCUGUUGAUGAGUGGAUCGGGCUGCUUGCUGUCCCUCCUGGUUUCCAAGUUGUGUGACAUGCCUUCACUUGUAAUGGCAUUAGCUUUAAUUGGGAAAUUAUGUAUGCAGACUACAGUAUUUGUGUCCCUGCUCUAUGGAAUAGAACUGUUUCCUACAGUUAUAAGGCAGAAAUGUGUAGGCUUUGUGAACCUGUGGUAUCGGAUUGGGUGCAUUUUAAAUGCGGUCUUGUCCCCAAAAGAUGGAAUUUCUCUUGAGGCGAUGAUUUGUUACGGUAGUGGCCCGAUACUUGGAGCAGGCCUAUGUCUCCUGCUGCCUGAGACGAGCGGAAUAUCUCUACCAGACACCGUUCAAGACUGCAAGAAGCAGCCAGUUCCAUCCCUUUUUUCUAAAAGCAGAAAAGUGCAUGUUCCUGGCAAGGAUUGCAGUGGCCUGGAGCCUAUCCAAGAACUACAGUAGGAAAAACAAGACGAGGGUGCAAAGCAAGACAACAUCCUGGAAGAUACACCGGUUCGUUUUCAGUGCUAAGUUAUAAAUAUUUUGGGGAAAAGCAGGAGAAAGCAAAGUUUCCGGCCAGAUAAGAUGGGGAUACCAGUAUUAAGAAGGCUUCACAGACAAAACGUUGACACAGACAAAUGUCAAAUUAAAUGUGAUUCAAUAAUGCUUGGUAACAACUUUUGAUCCCACCGACUCAGUUUCGGGAUACAACUACCGUGUGCUGCACUGCGCCACCCAGGCCCCAGAGAGUUUCUGGAAAAAAAUUUCAGAUAGGACUGCAAUACCACCCAUCCUAAUCCUGACGUGUGCCCCCAAAUUCAGGGCUGAUCUUAAAAAUCAUCUAAAUAAUGUGUGAAUCCUAACCCUAAGCCUACCUGGGGUGUCAAUUGAGCAUUUCCGCGAUCUGUGUCUGAGCCUCGCUGAGCAUUUGAUUUUGACAUGUUCCCCGAAGCAAAAGGUAUGAGUGGGAAACAAUGAAGACCGUUGAUCAAUGCUGUUGCAAUUAAAUGAGAUUAACGAAUGCUUGGUGACAACUUUUGAUGCAAUCCCUAGUUUUGGGAUACAAUUACCGCGCUGUGCACUGCGCAACUCAGCCCCCAGAGAGUUUAAAAUUUUUAAUAAUUUAAAAUAAUCUAGUGAGCUUCUUAAUGAAAUUAAUUAUAUUGAGAAGCUCUUUUCAAAUUACACUACAGAUAUGUAAACAUGUCAUAUUGGUGAUCUCAAUUAAGAGGUAAAUCUGUUUAAAAGCUUAGCAGUGACCACUGUCCUCAUUUCACACAAUUCAGAGUUCCAUUAAUUGUAGUUUGGUUUUUCAGACAUUUCUAUAUCUCCCCUAGGACCCCCCUUCUCAUCAAGAACGUCUUAUGAACCCUGCUGCACACGUUUCAAAGGAAAAUUUAAAAUAACAAUUGAUUCGAAAAAAACUAACUAUGGGUAAGAACAUUUUGAAGAUUGAUGAGGAAUACUAAAUUUUCAAGUUAACUAAGAGAUUUAAGGAUUUAAUUUCAAGCAGUCUUAAGUUAAAUAUACUAAAUGUAUAAUGUGUAACGGAACUAAUACUUUUUUGCUAAAUAAUCAGAUAGUAAUAGAAAACUGUAAAAGAUUAUACAAUAGGUAACUAAAAUUAACAGGUAAAAUCUCAGAACAUGUUCCACUCUUCAUUACCUGCCCUCAAAUAACCACAGAUAAUUGCUAAACAGUGCUAAGCCUGCUUUAUGGGGUACAAUGAAAGAUGUAUUUUUAAACAGUCUCAUAUGCAAUUCUGCAAUUUCCCUCACGGGAUCAAUAAAGUACUGUAUCUAUCUAUAUAAAAUGUACAAUAUUUCCAUUAAAAAGGCUACCUUUGGUUGUCUAACAACAAAAAUAAGAUAUAGUCAAGACAGUGAAUAAGCAGAUGUUUUCUUUUUACCUAUUAAUUGCUCAUACCCAAAAGCAACCUUUCUUCCAAGAAAGCUCUUGCUGUAUUGUGUUAACUUAAACCCAAUGCAUUACUAUUUUAAUUUGUCAUGUAACGAAUGGUUACUUAUGUCUUUUAACUGUACAUACUAGAUACUGUAGUACAUUGUGCAACAGUAUAGAAGUGGACUUGGUUAUGUGCGAAUUCUCAAUGGUUCUCUGCACUGAAUCCUCACGAAUGUGUAAAAGUAAAUGUUAGUAAUUUUAAAAAUUAAACUCUAGGUCACUCUUGAGAUUUUAAUGCAUGAUUAAGAAGGGAUAUGACAGGUCUGUGGUCAUCUGUGAGAGUAAGGCAUGUGCUGCCUAGAAAGCUUUCCUGAUUUAAAGUAAAAUAAUUGAAUUUGUAUUUGAUUACCUGUUCAAAGAUAAAAGCAUUACCUCAUGCAAUGAUUACCUGAAACUAGCUAAGAGAUGUCACAGAGCUCAGAAUACCGCAUGUUUUUAUACCACAUGGAUACCAUCAGGAAGUUUGCUUGGAUACAGAAAACCUCUUCUGAAAUAGAAUCAAGGCUGGUACCUUUGAUAAAGAGUGCGACAAAUAGUUUAACAGUAUUUCUUGAGGAAAAUGUAUGGUCAUGUUUUUCAUGAAUUCGUAAAGCAUCUCCAUUUGAAUAAAAUCAAUUUGUAAAUU